AUGGGCUAUCCGACGGACGCCGAUUGGCCGGAUAUGAAAAAAAUGCCCGAUUUUAAUCGGUUGCAAACCGACGUCCGCAGUGAUGGGUUCGUUUGGAUUUUUUUCUUUUUAUGCCUCGGCAAAAGAUUUUUAAGAGUAAUUCAUUUAUUUUUGAAAUUUCGACGUUUUGCGAAGUAUUUUUAUUUUUCAGAAGCUAUUUUGUCCUUUUUUUAUUUUUAAUAUAUUAAUUUUUAUUUAAAAUACAUGAAAGAUUUUCAAAAACUUAAAAACAUUUUUUAAACCAAUAAACCCACGAAAUUUAACUCUUAUAACCGCGCCCCUGUUGCAAAAAGAACCGUGCCGCGAUUGCAGUAAGCCACGCCCAUUGACCAUUUAAGUAAAAAUUAUUCCGAAAAAAAUUCGAAAUAACCUCUAAAAGUGAAAAAGGACUAAAUUUUUGAAUAUUCUAAUUUCUGUCGAAUAGACUUUGUAUUCGAUAUAUUCGAUUUUUUUUUCCAUUCGAAACUGCAUUUGAUAAAUCCGUAACAUGCGGCUCUCAAUACCGUGCCCCUAUUGUAAAAGAAAGAACCGUGCCGCGAUUGCAAAAGAACCGUGCCGCGAUUGCAGUAAGCCACGCCCACCCAUUUUCAGGUCGGCGAACCAGUUCAACAACUCCUCAGUGGCCAGAUACAUGGAGAAGUUCAAAAUCGAAAAUCAGGCCGAACAAUUGAAGCUCCUCCAGCGACUUCUGUGCAUGGACCCGACGAAAAGGGUCUCCUGCAAAGACGCCUUGGAUGAUCUCUGGUUCAAGGUACCUUUCUAAGAGAUUUUAGAGAUCCUAAGGGCCUUCUUAAGUGGUUUUAAAGGUUCCAAGUACCUUUUUGAGUGAUUUUAGAGGUUCUAAGUAUCUUCUUAAGUGGUUUUAGAAGUCCUAAGUAUUUUUCUUAAGGGAUUUUAAAGAUUCCAAGGGUCUUCUUGAGUGUUUUUUUAGAGGUUCCAGUAUCUUCUUAAGGGAUUUUAAAGGUUCUAAGUAUCUUCUUAAGUGGUUUUUAAAGGUUCCAAGUACCUUUUGAGUGAUUUUAGAGGUCCUAAGUAUUUUUAAGGGAUUUUAAAAGUCUCAAGUAUUUUCUUAAGGGAUUUUAAAGAUUCCAAGGGUCUUCUUGAGUGUUUUUAGAGGUUCCAGUAUCUUCUUAAAGGGAUUUUUAAAGGUUCUAAGUAUCUUCUUAAGUGGUUUUUUAAAGGUUCCAAGUACCUUUUUGAGUGAUUUUAGAGGUCCUAAGUAUUUUUUUAAGGGAUUUUAAAAGUCUCAAGUAUUUUCUUAAGGGAUUUUAAAGAUUCCAAGGGUCUUCUUGAGUGUUUUUAGAGGUUCCAGUAUCUUCUUAAGGGAUUUUAAAGGUUCUAAGUAUCUUCUUAAGUGGUUUUAAAGGUUCCAAGUACCUUUUUGAGUGAUUUUAGAGGUCCUAAGUAUAAGGGAUUUUAAAAGUCUCAAGUAUUUUUCUUAAGGGAUUUUAAAGAUUCCAAGGGUCUUCUUUGAGUGUUUUUAGAGGUUCCAGUAUCUUCUUAAGGGAUUUUUAAAGGUUCUAAGUAUCUUCUUAAGUGGUUUUUAAAGGUUCCAAGUACCUUUUUGAGUGAUUUUAGAGGUCCUAAGUAUAAGGGAUUUUAAAAAGUCUCAAGUAUUUUUCUUAAGGGAUUUUAAAGAUUCCAAGGGUCUUCUUGAGUGUUUUUAGAGGUUCCAGUAUUUUUCUUAAGGGAUUUUAAAGGUUCUAAGUAUCUUCUUAAGUGGUUUUUAAAAGGUUCCAAGUACCUUUUUGAGUGAUUUUUAGAGGUUCUAAGUAUCUUCUUAAGUGGUUUUAGAAGUCCUAAGUAUUUUCUUAAGGGAUUUUAAAGAUUCCAAGGGUCUUCUUGAGUGUUUUUAGAGGUUCCAGUAUCUUCUUAAGGGAUUUUAAAGGUUCUAAGUAUCUUCUUAAGUGGUUUUAAAGGUUCCAAGUACCUUUUUGAGUGAUUUUAGAGGUCCUAAGUAUUUUUUUAAGGGAUUUUUAAAAGUCUCAAGUAUUUUUCUUAAAGGGAUUUUAAAGAUUCCAAGGGUCUUCUUGAGUGUUUUUUUAGAGGUUCCAGUAUCUUCUUAAGGAUUUUUAAAGGUUCUAAGUAUCUUCUUAAGUGGUUUUUAAAGGUUCCAAGUACCUUUUUGAGUGAUUUUAGAGGUCCUAAGUAUUUUUUUAAGGGAUUUUUAAAAGUCUCAAGUAUUUUCUUAAGGGAUUUUAAAGAUUCCAAGGGUCUUCUUGAGUGUUUUUUUAGAGGUUCCAGUAUCUUCUUAAGGGAUUUUAAAGGUUCUAAGUAUCUUCUUAAGUGGUUUUAAAGGUUCCAAGUACCUUUUUGAGUGAUUUUAGAGGUCUAGAAGGGCUUUUCAAGAAUUUUUUAAGGUUCAAAGUAUCUCUUUAAGCGUUUUUUAAUGUUCAAAGUGUUUUUUAAGGGUUUUAGAGCUUCAAGGUAACUUUAUUAGUGUUUUGAGAAGUUCAAAGUACCUUUUUGAGUGAUUUUAAAGGUUCCCAGUACCAUUUUAAGAGAUUUUGAGGUUCCAAGUACUUUUAUGAGUGAUUUUAGAGGUCCGAAGUAUCUUCUUAAGGAAUUUUAGAGGUUCAAAGUAAUUUUUUUAAGUGAUUUUUAGAGGUCUCAAGUAUCUUUUUAAGUGGUUUUAGAGGUCUCAAGUAUCUUCUUAAGUGGUUUUAGAGGUUCCAAGUAAUUUUUUUAAUGUUUUUUUAAAGAUCCAAAAAUACCUUAUUAAGUGUUUUUAGAUAUUCAAAAAAACCCGAAAAAAUUUCAUAAACCAGAGAAUACGUGAAAGAAGGAGACGCAGAGAAGCUUUCCAUAGAACAAUGGAUUUUUCUCGUUUCCAGCAAGAUCCGAAGCCGACGGACGACGUUUUCGACAAGAAUCCGAUCCCCUACCCUAAAAAGGAGUACCUACCGGAGAGCGAGAACAAAAAGUCGAUGUUGAUGGGCGUCGACGAGCACAGCCAACAACACAACACUCAUCCCCAAAUAACUGGAAGCCUCGAUGAACCGGCCAACAAAAUGAUGCGGCUCAAUGCGCAGGUUAAUCCGGGAAUCAUACUAGAAAAGUUGGAAAAAAUGUCCUUUUUGGUAGAGAUUUUCCCUUUAUCAAAGCUAGGUCUCUCCAAGGAAAGUUCGAAGUCAAAACUUUUGAGAUUUUCCUGUAAAUUUGCGAGAAGGUACUUCAGAAAACCCUGACCACAAAUUUCGUCUCUACUCCUCAAAAAGAUCAUUUUUUUCAAAUAACUCGAAAAUAAAGAUCAAUAUCUGCUAACGUGUAAGAGCCAUAGGGUACCGAGAAAUAGCCUGUCGAAAAGGUACGAAAAAGGCUCAACUUUCUUUGGUUUUUCGAUUUUUAAAACGCCUACUGUUAUCCACUAUAUCAUAAGAAACACGAGAAAGAAAUUUUUAAAAAAAAAAUCGAAAAGAGUUCUUUUUCGACAAACUAUUUUUCAGUACCUAUGGCGCUAAGCCAAUUAUUUUUUCUAUUUUUGAUUACUCAUACCUGAGACCUCCUUCCACAGAAGUUUGAAUCACCUGACACAAUUCCCCAGUGAGAAGGGAAGUUCGAGAUCACAAGUUUUUAAAAAGUUUUUGUUCUAUAUCACUUUUUCAAAAAAAUUCUGACAUUUUUGUGUUGUUCCAGCAGUAGAAACGGGCUGGUUUCGGACGAGUUUUUAGGUAGAAUUUAAACAUAAAUAAUGUUCACUAGGAAACUUUUUUUAACCCACCGGUUGAAUUCUGAGGAAACAUCGCUGAAGUGUUCUUUAGAACCUUCUUAUUGCAGAAUAAGAAGAAAAUUUCUCGCAAUAGAUCUUGUUUUUCGAGUUAUGAAGCUUGAAAUAGCGUUUUUGGUCAUAAUUUGCGUAUUUUGCGGACUUUGGAGCUCCAUAACUCGAAAACAAAGAUCUAUUUGAAGAUCUGGAAUCAGGAGGUCCUAAAGUACACUUCAGCGAAGUUUCAUCGAAAGUUACAAAGUAAGGGGGGUUUAAAACGUUCCCUAGUCGGAAGGGGAAUGAAGUAAAAAUAAAUUUUUCAGAUGCAAAUGCCCGGAACGACGGUGGCGGGAAUGUUCGUGGCGGCUCCGGAAUAUCACCAGCCUCAUGCUGGAAUGCAACAGCCCGGAAUGAUGCAGGGAUAUCAUCCCGCCGUUUUUGCGGUUUCUUUUGGUUUUUUUGAAUCGGGAUAGUUGAAAAAAAUUCAUUGUGAACCGUAAACCCAAAAAAAUCGAGAAUAUAAUCAUUUCAAAGGUUCUCUUAAGAAAAUACUGAAACAUUAUUUACAAGGAUUUUUUUAAAGGAUUGAAUUGAAUAUCGAAAAAUUCUCGUUUUGGAGAAAAAAAUAUAUAAAACGGAUUUUUUUAACGCAUCUUCGAUAGUUAGAGAGCGUUCAAAAAUGAGAGGGCAGGUUUUCUCUUUUUCUCUAACCGCUCUCUUAUUUACCAGUGCUCUCUAGCUUGAAAUAUUUUUUAAGCGCGAAAUCCCCGAAAGUUAGAGAGCGAUCAAAAAUGAGAGAGUAUGAGGUUUUUUUUUUCUCUAACCUCCCUCUUGUUUACCAGUGCUCUCUAGCUCGGAAUAUUCGAACGGAUUUUGAAGUUUAAUUUAAUUUAUGUCAACUAGAGCUCUUUUCGGUCAGAAACCCUUUUUUGAGAGCUCAGUAUCUUCGAUAGUUAGAGAGCGCUCAGAAAUGAGAGGGCAGGUUUGUUCUUUUUCUCUAACCGCUCUUUUAUUUACCAGUGCUCUCUAGCUUGGUAUAUAUAAACAGAUUUUGAAAUUCGAAUUUAUUUCAAGUAGGAAUCUUUUUUUAGACAGAAAAUGAUCAGAAAACGGAUUUUUUAACGCAUCUUCGAUAGUUAGAGAGCGUUCAAAAAUGAGAGGGCAGGUUUUCUCUUUUUCUCUAACCGCGCUCUUGUUUGCCAAUACUCUCUAACUUGAAAUAUAUUCAAACGGAUUUUUGAAAUUCAAUUUAUUUUUAGGUAGGAAUCUUUUUUUAGAGAGAAAAUGAUCAGAAAACGGAUUUCUUAACGCAUUUUCGACAAUUAGAGAGCGCUCAAAAAUGAGAGGACAGUUUUUCUCUUUUUCUCUAACCGCACUCUUGUUCACCAGUGCUCUCUAGCUUGGAAUAUUUUUUAAGCGCGAAAUCUCUGAAAGUUAGAGAGCGUUCAAAAAUGAGAGGGCAGAUUUUUUCUUUUUCUCUAGCUGCUCUCUUGUUUGCCAGUGAUCUCUAGCUUUUUCUCUCACCUAGGAGGUCAUAGAAAAGGGAUAAAAACACUUGAACCUGAGAGAGUGCAGAGAAAAGUUAAAAUUUCUCGUUUUUUGAAGAAUUUAGGUCAAUUUUGUAGCUUUUUUCAGGGUCUAAUCCUGUUUUUUUCGUGAAACCUUUUUAAUUUCACUUUUUAGAUAGAAUGUUUAGAAGUAAAAUUAUAAUUUAAACGAGCUGAUCUUGAAAAAAAGCCUGAAAAUAUUCAAAAAUCGCCAAAAAAAUUUAAAAUUUUUCAGGCUCCCGGACAAAUGGGAAUGAUGCAGCCGGGGAUGCCCCCACAUCAAAUGAGUUCGUUUCUUUUUAGAAAUAUUGAUUGAUUGAAAUUUUUGUUCAGAUAUGAUCCCUGGACAGCCGGGUAUGAUGCUCAGGCCCGGACAGCCAUUCCCGCCACAAGGUACUUAAAAAAAUAUUUUUUUAAAGUUUUUUUGAGUUGAUUUUUGGGGAAAUAACUGUUAUAAAUAGGAUCACGGAUACAGAAAUUUUUUGAAAAAGCGAAAAAAAGAAGGUUUUAUUUUUUUAAAAAUAGCCUUUGCCAACGCGCUAAUAAAAUAAUGGAGUUUUAGAAAAAAAUCAACAGCAUUCAAAUAUUAUAUUUUAGAGCGUUUUAUAACAUUUUUUUAUUAAUGACCGACUUUUUUUAAACGAAAUUAUUGUUUGGCUCAUUCGACGUCGAUUAGGGUUAUUAAAGGCGCAGGGCUGGGCUUGAAUUGGAAUCUUUUUGAGACUAUUUUUUUCUGGAUUUUUGACACGUUUUUUUGGCGAUUUUUCCUCGCAUUUAUAAGUGCUUUUAAAAGUUUUCCAAAAAAAUAUUUUUUUGACUAAAUCUAAUUCAAUUUUUUUGCUUGAAAAUGUGAAAAAAAGUUGGCUGAAAAAAAUUCUUAAAAUAAAGUUUCAAGCGUUUUCGAACAAAAAAAUUGGGUUCUCAGAAUUUUUUGAAACAAAAAUUAGGACAAUUUUAUGAGAUUCUAAGCUCCAAAAAAAGAAAAUAUAGAAAAAAAUAAUUUUUCUGAAGUAUUAUUUCAAGUUCAAAAAUUUAAAAUUUUGGGAUUUUUUUGAAUUCAAAUGGGAGAUAUGGUGGGAAAAAUUUCAAUUUUUUUCAGUUUUUUUAAAUGAAACAUUUUUUUAAAUAAGUUCAAGUUUUUUUCCAGUUUUUUUCCUUCUUUCUAGUCCUCAUUUUUUUCAACAAACCCACUGCUUGUUUAGUUUCCUCGCGAUUCUUUCUUCUUUUUUUACGACUUUUGUUUGACUUGACAGCUGUUUCAGUGAUCUUUGGCUGUGUGGGGAAUUGAAUUUUUCUUUUUUUAACCUUGAACUUUUUUGAACUUUUAUAAUUUAUAGGCGUUUAAUAAUGGCCGUGAUAAGCUGAAAAUUGUGCGCCCUUAGGAACUCCAGAGUGGUCACUAUAGGGCAAGGGGCUUCUAGAUUUCCCUUUAGGGAUCGCUUUUCCUUUCGAGGUACUAAAGCUUGCAAAAAAAAAGUGGCCCCUCUAGGGGAGCCUUAAGGCCGCAAAACGGUAGCAAAAAGGCAGCAAAAAGGCUCCAAAAAGGCUCCAAAAAGGCAGCAAAAAGGUCGCGAAAAGGCCGCAAAAAGCCGCAAAAGGGCAGCAAAAAGGCUCCAAAAAGGCUCCAAAAAGGCUGCAAAAAGGCAGCAAAGAGGCUCCAAAAAAAGAAAAAGAUUUUUUUAUGACUCACAAUCAUGGGAAAAAAAUAGUUUUUUUAAUUGAAUUUCAAGGUGGAAUGCACCCGGCGAUGCACCCGGCCGCCAAUCAACAAUUCGUCAUCCAGCAACAGCAGGCCCAGCAGCAAAAUGCCCAACAGCAGCAUUGGAACCGAUAUUAG
Messenger RNA from Caenorhabditis auriculariae, 7129 nucleotides. The record is from the annotation of a GenBank genome assembly. Lineage: Eukaryota; Metazoa; Nematoda; Chromadorea; Rhabditida; Rhabditidae.